GACAAAAUGUAUUUAAUGUGUUUACUGUUAAUGUAUUUUGCGUCAUUUAUGUUUUACUCUUUACGAAACAAAAUAAUGCUCUAGCAGUUUUGUUACAAGUAAAACUAGAUCUUCUUUCCUUAUUUACUUACUUCUUCCUCUUAAUCAUUAUCAAGGAUAUUAUGAAUGAGAAUGAAAUAUGGUAGGUAUUGAAAGUUUGUAAGCAGAUGGAAAAAUUAUUCUUUGAGCUGUAGAACUAUUAAAUAUAUGAAAAAGACUUUUCUUAGCCCAGAAUCUUCAGACCCUGAGUACUUUCAUUAUGGGUAUCUUCAUUUCAAAACCACCUUUCCAACCACCAGGUUUAUCAACAUAUAGGCUAGAGUGUUUCAUCUAGCUAGAGAAAUGUCAGUGGUUGGCAUGGAACCCGUGCCAACUUAUUUAUCAAAUGCCUUUAAGGAAUAUUACUUGGACUGUUUUUCUCAUCAUAGAUCUUGGUAAUUUUUUUUAUAAAUACUGAAUACAGCUUGUUUUGUAUGUCUUUAAGAACAAUAUAUUUUAAACUGUAUUGCCAUUCUGAAACUUUUGUUUUUCAGGUAAAAAUGAAGGAGACACCUCUGAGCUCAUGUGAGCGUAAUUCAGUAAUAACAGCUAUCCAGAAAGGGCUGAGGCAUGAUAACAGAGAAUUUCUGGAAGUGCGUGAUAUAAAUAUCAGUUUCGGCAAAGAUUUUGGAUCCUGCACAGUAACACUAGGACUAACACGGGUUUUAGCACAGGUAACAUGUGAAGUAGUUGAACCCAGACCGUCAAGACCAAGUGAAGGCAAAAUUUCGAUUUCUGUCCAUUUGUCACCCAUGGCAGCACCGCACUUUGAACAAGGAAGAGGAAACGAUCUGGUUGAAGAGCUGCAGCAAAUCUUGGAUCGUAAUAUCAAGGAGUCUCGUUGCCUUGACCUUGAAUCAUUGUGUAUCUUGGCAGAGGAGAGUGUUUGGCAGCUGAGGGUUGAUGUCACUGUCCUCAACCAUGCAGGAAAUCUUGGAGAUGCUUGCAAUCUUGCUAGCGUAGCAGCCCUUCGCCACUUCCACAGACCAGAUGUUACUGUGGAAGAGGAUGGCCGAGUAACAAUCCACACCCUGGAGGAACGAGAACCCAUACCAACCUUCAUGAAGAAAGUUCCUGUCUGCCUGACUUAUGCCUUCUUUAUGGUGGAUGAGAAAUGCCAUAUGCUAAUGGACCCUUCAGAUUUGGAAGAGAGAGUGAUGUCUGGCAAACUAAUUGUAGGCCUCAACCCACAUGGAGAGAUUACAUCCAUGAUGUUCCCCGGUAGAGUUGCACUUCAAAAACGUGAAAUCAUGAACUGCAUUCAGAAUGCUUUCUUAAAGGCCAAGGCAUCAGCUGAGAUGGUUGCUAGGGUGGUGGAUGAUGAUGUGAUGAAAAGAAAAUCUGUCAUUAAACCAGCUGGAUAUACAAAUUGUCUUGUAUCAGAUACUUCAUAUAGAAGAAAGAAAAUUGAUGAGUUAAUUGAAAAUGAGAUAAGAGGGGAGUUUGUCGUCCCUGAGGAACCUAUGGAAGAAGAGGGCCCCAAAAUAGAAGACCGUAUGUAUGAUUCCGAAGAAGAGGAAGAAGAGGAGUCCAUGGAGUCAAGUAGUCCAAAGAAACCAGUUCAAGCAGCUGCAAAUAACAAAAAGAAGAAACCAACUUCAGUGAGUGAUAGUGAAGAAGAAGAGACUGAACAGACCCUAACUGCAAAAGAUUUACAGUAGAAUUUCUUGGUGUGGUAGCAAUAGUCCCAACAUUCACUUUUUGAUUUUUGUAUACUAGUGUCUCCACAUACACUUUCUAAUGGUUGACCUGUUAUUAGACUUAAAGAAUGAAUAUAUAACAGUACUGUAUGACUAUGAAUAUGAAUAAAUCAGUGAGAUGAA
Messenger RNA from Penaeus chinensis, 1901 nucleotides. RefSeq names its product exosome complex component RRP45-like. Gene Ontology annotation, biological process: nuclear polyadenylation-dependent rRNA catabolic process; nuclear polyadenylation-dependent mRNA catabolic process; U1 snRNA 3'-end processing. The coding region runs from base 513 to 1739 and encodes 408 amino acids. The record is from RefSeq and is a predicted model, not a curated record. Gene Ontology annotation, cellular component: cytoplasmic exosome (RNase complex); nuclear exosome (RNase complex). The transcript has 4 exons. NCBI's taxonomy places the organism in Eukaryota, Metazoa, Arthropoda, Malacostraca, Decapoda, Penaeidae.